Molecule: messenger RNA, 1248 nt
Organism: Microdochium trichocladiopsis
Lineage: Eukaryota; Fungi; Ascomycota; Sordariomycetes; Xylariales; Microdochiaceae
Exons: 5
Coding region: 1-1248 (415 amino acids)
Source: RefSeq, a predicted model, not a curated record
AUGGCCGAAGUUGAGAGUCGGAGCCUAGAGCUCAGGUCUAUUGCCUUGGGCGCUUGGUCUCUGGCCUUCGUGGCCUCGGCCCUACGAGUAUAUGUUCGUACCUUUAUCCUGAAGAGAUUCGCUGUCGACGACUGGCUUAUGAUGGUUGCUAUGUUUGCGUUCACGAUUAACACCGUUACCUGUGUGAUGGCGACCAUAUAUGGUCUCGGUGGGCAUAUGGCAGACGUAUCACCUGAAAAUAUUGAGACCGCACGGAUGUGGUGGUUUGCCUGCUAUCCAUCUAUCACAGUAGCUCUAGCCUUUUCGAAGAUAUCCGUCGCAUACUAUCUCCUUCGUAUCACGACGCAGCAUAUACACCGUUGGAUCAUCCAUGUAGCGCUUGCUGCUACUACCCUAAGUAGCCUCGUAUUCUUUAUCAUAACCCUCGGGCAGUGCAACCCCAUAUCCUUUACCUGGAGAAAAUUCACCGGGACUGGGACCUGUGUCGAUAUAGAGAGGGUAGUCGAGAUUAUGUACGCAUAUAGCUCGCUUACUCUCUUUACGGAUCUUGCGUUUACGCUUCUACCUGCGUGGCUCGUCUUCCAUUUACAGAUGAAUAUGAAGACGAAGAUAGCCCUAACUCUUAUUCUCGGCAUGGCUAGCAUUGCUAGUACUGCGGUUAUCUUGCGUUUCCCCUAUAUCCCUAACUUCAGGAACCCCGACUUUCUCUUCGCUGUUUCCAACAUCUCCCUCUGGACGCAGGUUGAAGCUGGUCUCUCGAUCGCCGCAGGCAGCUUUGCAACCCUCCGGCCGCUGUUCCGCAUCAUGCUCGUCAAACUCGGCAUGACGACUGACUCGGUUCCGACCUACGGCCGCCGCGGGACCACGGACCGCAACCACUAUGUUAGCAGCGGCGGCGUGGGAAGCAACGCCUUCACUAGGAGCCGCGCGACAGCGCGCGUCAUGUUCAACAUGACCACGUUCAGCCGAAUGGACGACAAUGAGGUAAUGAGCGAUGCCGACAUCGAGCUCACGGGCCACGAGAGGGAGGGAAGCCUUGGCAGCACGGCGGAGUUGCACAACAGGAAGGGCGGCGUCGGCGAUUACACGGUACAGAUUGAGUCGCAGGGAGCCAACGGCAAAGUGAGGGGUUCUGGUAGUGGUGAUGGUAGUGAUCUGGGAACGGGCAAUCAUUAUCGGCGCGAUAUAAGUGACGGCAGGGUCUUGGAGAUUCACUACAUAAAGGAGUUUGGGUCGGGUCCUAACUAA